AUCUGCACUUCAGAGCGAGGCGUGGUCAGUCAGCUAACAGGUGGACCAGUCACACUUCAUCCGCAGGAUAACUACCGUGUUUUCUUUCUCUCCGGUAACACAAACAGCUGCAACAAGAUGCCAAAGUGUCCAAAGUGCGAAAAGGAGGUUUACUUCGCUGAGAAGGUGACAUCACUGGGCAAGGACUGGCACAGGCCCUGUCUGAAGUGUGAGAAGUGCAACAAGACGCUGACGUCAGGCGCACAUGCAGAGCAUGGGGGCAAGCCAUACUGUCACAAGCCCUGCUACAGUGCUUUGUUUGGACCUGGAGGAUUUGGACGUGGUGGAACCGAGAGCUACAAAUAUUGAUAGACAGGUUCAAUGUUGCCUGGAAACUAAAUGAAGAAGCCAGCAUGCUUACGACUCCCAGUAAAACCAGCAAACAAACUGGGUUGUCAUUAAGAAGAAUCAUUCUGUGUGUGCUUUUGAUCUCUGGUUUCUGGAGAUGAUUGUGUAUUCCAAUGAUAUAGUAAUAAAGGCGUUGUCCUCUACUCUCUUCCUGUUCUCAAGGUGGACAUUCUGAUUAAACA
Centropristis striata (black sea bass) is the source of this 569-nucleotide messenger RNA. It is a transcript of the gene crip1, whose product is annotated as cysteine-rich protein 1. The record is from RefSeq and is a predicted model, not a curated record. Bases 118 to 348 code for a protein of 76 amino acids. The transcript has 5 exons. NCBI's taxonomy places the organism in Eukaryota, Metazoa, Chordata, Actinopteri, Perciformes, Serranidae.